This is a messenger RNA of Mucor velutinosus, 336 nucleotides long. RefSeq lists its product as uncharacterized. Lineage: Eukaryota; Fungi; Mucoromycota; Mucoromycetes; Mucorales; Mucoraceae. The record is from RefSeq and is a predicted model, not a curated record. Bases 1 to 336 code for a protein of 111 amino acids. The transcript is spliced from 2 exons.
AUGAGAGUUGUUACAAACACUGAACAAGAGAACGCUGGUCGUUAUGCCAUGAAGGGUUUUGCCAUUGGUACUGCUCAAUGGGCUGGUGUCGGUUUAUUUGCCUCUGGUUUGCUUUAUGCUUUCAUGCCCUGGUAUCGCAAGACUCAAACUGUGAAUAAGUUUUACAUUGUCAUGUGUUUUGGUCUAGGUGGAGGUGCUUACAAAUCAGACAGAUACAUGGUCAACUAUGAACGUAGAGGUAGAGCACAAACUUUAGACGAAGAAACCAAGAGGAGAUAUGAAUUGAUUUACGGUGAUGCCUUUGAGGCUCAAAAAGCUUUGGAGAAAUCAGCUUAA